Aspergillus costaricaensis CBS 115574 is the source of this 3309-nucleotide messenger RNA. Its product is annotated as RIC1 family protein. The transcript is spliced from 5 exons. Gene Ontology annotation, cellular component: cytosol; Golgi membrane; Ric1-Rgp1 guanyl-nucleotide exchange factor complex. The record is from RefSeq and is a predicted model, not a curated record. Bases 123 to 3254 code for a protein of 1043 amino acids. Gene Ontology annotation, molecular function: protein binding. NCBI's taxonomy places the organism in Eukaryota, Fungi, Ascomycota, Eurotiomycetes, Eurotiales, Aspergillaceae. Gene Ontology annotation, biological process: retrograde transport, endosome to Golgi; intracellular protein transport.
GGUCGGUACUCGCGGGAUCGCAUCUGUCCCGACUCCGACGGUUUAAGAUUUCCGCGUCCGACGAAGAUGACUCGAUGUGAACUUGUUGAUAUACUCCGUGACUCUCGCGCCUGUGUCGAGCCAUGUACUGGCCCAACGGAGUUCCCCGGGUCUAUGCGAUCAAUGGCCCUGCAAUCCCGGUUACAAUCUCCGAAGAUGAUGAUUCAAUAGAAUACGAGAGCUCUGCGGAGCAGGGCUUGUCGUUGAGAGAAAAUGAAGCCGACAAACCGACGGGGACGACGGACUCGGCCUGGGCGGAUGAGCCCAUUACGGGGCUUUGCGUUUCCAGGAGUGGGUUCAUGUUUGCGACGAUGACUGAUUCAUCAAUUGCUAUAUGGCAGACUAGACCCACCGCUGUUGUAGCUGCGGUUGCUCGGUCCGCGUCUUCCCUGGAGAACUAUGGGCCUAAUGUAGCUCUCCUGAUGCACCCGGAUUCGACCAUUCUCGUUGCUCAGACGCUGAAUGGAUACCUUUUGACGUAUACGAUUGCUGUGGGCCCUACCACUCGUGUGUAUCAACACCACUUCGAUCAAACCAGUUCGACUCGCCGUCAGCAGCUUGCGCGCUUAACAGCCGAGGAAGAGGCCACUGGGAUUCGAGAUGUCAGCAUUCGCUUUAGAAUGGCGAUCAAGAUAGAGUCGGGCAUUGCGAAAGCCCUUGCGUUGGACAAUGAACUCGUCGUCGCCACGGUGAAGCCGGCUGCCAUUCAGUGCAUUCGGUGGAUGCCUGAUGCAGACGGCUCACAGACCCAGUCUGAGCUUCUGAGCCGUAUCCUGGGUGUGUCCAAGCGCACAUCUAUUACGGAUAUGGUGUAUGACCGAGCUAUCAAUCUGCUAGUAUGGAUUACCAACGAAGGUCAGGCGUAUGCCGUCCAGCGCACUCCGGAAGGCACAACGGAUUCGGAGACUCCCAAGAAGCUAUUCCAAGGACAUUGCUUCCACAAUCCUGAGGAUGAGGGCACGAAAGCCAUGAAGGUUGCGGUCAAUGCCCGCUUCUCGCUUCUUACUGUCAACUGCGCAAACGGCGAUAUUCUGGUAUACACGGCUAAGGACUACAUGGGGAAUCUUCCUCUCUCGCAUCGGCUUCAACUACCAGCUUCCCUUGCUACAACUGGUAAUCUGUCGUUCAUGUCCUAUUCGCCCGACGGCUAUUGCCUCUUUGCAGGCUAUGAGCGUGGAUGGACGACAUGGAGUGUGUUUGGCAAGCCCGGUGGGACCAGCUUCACGGCAGAUCGGACUCUUGCCAAGUCGAACGAUGAGGACUGGGUGACUGGGGUAUCUCACGGCUGCUGGAUAGGCGGGGGAGCUGAAAUCAUCCUUACGGGUCAGAAUGAUCGUCGAUUGUGGAUACUCGAAACCGCUCGCAGCGCUUUGACAGGCUGCUACUCUUCUGCGAACCUGGCCCGGGGUCUCUUGCAGACCGGGACGGAGAUUAUUCUCUACCGCGGCCACGAUCUACCCGAUCUCAUGACCAUCUCGGGUAAGGAUUCACUCUGGCACCAUGCGCAGUACCCGCCAUCCUAUCUGCAUUCCCAGUGGCCCAUUCGCUCCAGCGUCGUCUCGCAGGACGGGAGGUACGUAGCCAUUGCUGGCCGGCGUGGACUUGCACACUAUAGCGUGAACAGCGGCCGCUGGCGAGUGUUUGAGGACCCCAAGAUUGAGAAUUCGUUUGCCGUCAGAGGCGGCAUGUGCUGGUACGGACACAUUUUGAUUGCUGCCAUCGACAACGAUGGAUCUUAUGAGCUUCGGCUCUACUCCCGAGAGAGUCCCUUGAACAACCACACGAUAUUGCAUAUAGAAUACCUUCCUUCGCCUGUUGUCUUCAUUGGACCAUCGGGCGAAGACUCCCUUCUUGUCUAUACCUAUGAUAAUAUCCUCUACCAUUAUAUCAUCAACUCUGCACACUCCCGAAUAACGCUAGUCCCGGUUGGUCAGAUUGCUUUUCAUGGCAUCGUGCGGGCACCGACCCGCGUGCGAGCGAUCAGCUGGAUCUUGCCUGAGGAUCAGAUGCGUAAUGGCGAUCCAUCACAGGAUGUCAAGGUUGCAUCAGUGCUCUUGUUGGUCGACGGCAACUUGGUUCUGCUGCAGCCAUCGACGUCGGAGACUGGAGAGCUAAAGUACGACAUGCGUGUGGUAUCGCACGAAGUCGAGUACUACAUUCUGAUGAGGGACCAGUUGUCCUUCAACUUUGCGCCAUCGGUGGACGAGUCAGUCCCAGCUAGUCCAGCAGCAGAGAUGGCAUUGAACAUGUAUCACAGUAACCUGUCGCUACGGGACUCGCUGUGGACGUUCUGCGGGAAAGAACUCCUUUCAUGGAGCGAUGUGCAGGAUGUGCUGCACCGGGAAGACGUAGCGAAACCGCUCGAGGUACCGCUAGACUUUUACCCUCUGUCAGUUCUACUGAAUAAGGGCAUCGUGCUGGGAGUGGAGGCAGAAAUGACCCAGCGCCGCGAUGUCACGUUCUCCGUGCUGAAAUUUGCCAUCCGAACACACCUAUUCCUUCCAUACUUCCUCCAACAUAGCCUGACACAUGGCGACAUGCCAGCAGCACUGUCGUUAUGUCAGCAUUUCUCCCACCUCUCCUACUUUCCACACGCCCUAGAAGUCCUGCUGCACCACGUCCUCGACGACGAGGUCGACAACGCCAGCAAGGACAGCAAGACCGACGACCCAUCACAGAAACACAGCCCCCUCCUCCCGACGGUCAUAUCGUUCCUCCAAGCAUCCCUACCCGCCACCGUAUACCUAGACAUUGUCGUACAGUGCACGCGGAAAACAGAACUUCGAUCCUGGCGCACCCUGUUUACGUACCUUCCUCCCCCGAAGGAUCUGUUCGAGCAGGCACUCAAGCUCAACUCGCUCAAAACAGCAGUAGGCUAUCUCCUAGUGCUGCAGGCAUUCGAGGACGAAGACGACGACCACGACUCGCCUAUCGAGGACUAUGUCGUCCGUCUGAUGUACCUCGCAUCGCGGAAGAACGACUGGGAGCUGUGUGCAGAGCUGGCUCGGUUUUUGAUAGCACUCGACGGAUCAGGCGAUAUGCUGCAACGGGCCGUGACGCGCGCGGGAUUGAGAGAUGGUAAUCUCCCAGGGACGGGGCUGAACGGAUCAGGAACGAGCGUGAAGGGGCUAGGACUGGCGAUCCGCACGCCAUCAUGGUCAUCACUAUCACCGACAUCAUUGUCCCCGCGACCUGAAUCAGACCGCCAUGCCUAACCUUAUACAAGUGUACAUAAUACCACAUACAAGAAACAGCAACAGAACAGAAGAC